AAGCGCCUCUUAUUGUUUUUAAACUAACCAUUGUUUUAAUUUUUUUCGGUUUCGAACCUGGUGCCGCAGCGCCCUCUACGUGCAGUAAAAAAUCGACCGAACGAACGGAAGUACUUAUCAGCUGUCAGUUUUUGGGAAAAGUUCCCAAAAUGGCUUCACUUUGCACCCGAAUUGCCGUCUCCAGCGCUAGAAAAAAUGUGCUGUGCACCAGCUACAGAUUCGCCACCAAGGUGACCAUGGGUGACCCCCUUGAGCACGCCACUGGGCUGGAAAAGCGCGAGCUUUUGGCAAAAGUAGCCGGUAACGAGAACCCUUUCGACCUCAAAGUAAUCAAGAGGGGUCCCGGCACCAAAGAUAAGCCCAACGAGAUUCCCUCGGCUUUUGAGGCUCGUCUUGUGGGGUGCAUCUGCGAGGAGGAGUCCACUAGUGUUAACUGGAUGUGGCUGCAUAAGGGCCAGGCCAGAAGAUGCGAAUGCGGACACUGGUUCAACUUGGUUCACAAGGCUCCUGUAUAAUCUGUAAAGCUAGUUCCCACUAGAGUAAUGAUAGACAAGUUUAUGUAAUAAAUUUAUGUUCUUUUA
Molecule: messenger RNA, 581 nt
Organism: Zophobas morio
Lineage: Eukaryota; Metazoa; Arthropoda; Insecta; Coleoptera; Tenebrionidae
Product: cytochrome c oxidase subunit 5B, mitochondrial-like
Exons: 2
Coding region: 150-515 (121 amino acids)
Biological process (GO): mitochondrial electron transport, cytochrome c to oxygen
Cellular component (GO): mitochondrial envelope
Source: RefSeq, a predicted model, not a curated record